UCUUCUUGUCUUCUGUCCUUUCUUCCAUUCUUUCCUACUCUUCUCUCUUCUCCUUCUCUUCCUGCACCCACUCUCUUUGCACCCACUGCGGCGCUGCAGUGCUCGCAACGCCGCAUGUCUCAAGCACAGCAGGUCCGCCUGCGCGGACCUAAAGACGCCAAACGACCGCAGACGCCGAUCACAGACUCCGCCGCGCUGCUCAAUGGAAAGACGGCGGAGGAACCAUGGGCGGGCGUGACGGGCCAGCUCAAGCACGCGAAGAAGAGCGACUGGGACCACAGCGUUGCCUUUGCCAUCAUCACACUGUUGGGCUUCCUCACCCGCUUUUGGGGCAUCAGCCACCCCGACCAGGUCGUGUUUGACGAAGUCCACUUUGGCAAGUUCGCAAGCUACUAUCUCCAACGAAGCUACUUCUUCGACGUCCACCCCCCCUUCGGCAAGCUGCUUUUCGCCUUCGCCGGCUGGCUCGUGGGCUACGACGGCAGCUUCCUCUUCGAGAAUAUCGGCGACUCCUACAUCGACAAUCACGUCCCCUACGUCGCAUACCGCGCAAUGCCGGCCCUGAUGGGGGCUCUGACGGUCUCAGUCACAUAUCUGAUCAUGUGGGAAUCCGGGUACAGCCUGCCUGCUUGCAUACUCGCGGCUUCGCUUGUGCUGUUCGAUAACGCACAUGUGGGCCAGACGCGACUCAUUCUGUUGGACGCCACCCUGGUGCUGUUCAUGGCAUUGAGUGUACUGUGCUAUAUUCGCUUCUACAAAUUGCGUCAUGCCCCCUUUGGCAGAAAGUGGUGGAAGUGGCUGCUCCUGAGUGGUGUCUGCAUGAGCUGCGUGAUCAGCACCAAAUAUGUCGGAGCCUUUACCUUCUUCUCCAUUGGCGUGCCAGUGAUGAUCGACCUCUGGGAGUUGUUAGACGUCAAUCGCAAGAGGGGCGCUCUCAGCCUGCCAGAUUUUGGCAAACACUUCGCCGCGCGUGUCAUUGGACUGGUCGUAGUCCCUUUCCUGAUGUACUUGUUCUGGUUCCAAGUCCAUUUUGCCAUUCUCUCGCGCUCUGGACCGGGCGACGAUUUCAUGACACCAGAGUUUCAAGAAACUCUUUCUGACAAUUUGAUGGCGCAGAAGGCUGUGGGAAUCGACUACUUUGAUGCCAUAUCCAUGCGCCACAAGGACACCAAGGUAUAUCUCCACUCGCACUUCGACAAGUACCCACUGCGAUAUGAGGACGGGCGUGUUUCGUCUCAGGGUCAGCAAGUCACUGGCUACCCACACAACGAUACGAAUAACCUUUGGCAAAUUAUCCCAGCCGAACCACUUGAGGGCUUAGGACAUCACGUCAAGAACAACGACAUUGUCCGCCUACGACACCUCGUUACAGACUCCUGGCUCUUGACGCACGAUGUUGCUUCACCAUAUCACCCCACCAACCAAGAAUUUACUACAGUCUCACUCGAACAAGCCAAUGGCGCGCGUUUCAACGACACUCUAUUCGAGAUUAGAAUUGACAACGGCAAGGCCGGUCAGGAGUUCAAGACACUUUCUUCACACUUCAAGCUCAUACAUGUGCCCACCAAAGUAGCUAUGUGGACUCACACCACACCUCUUCCCGAAUGGGCUUACAAGCAGGCCGAAAUUAACGGGAAUAAGAACGCACUACAGACUUCCAACACAUGGUAUGUGGAGGAUAUUCAAGGCAUCCCGGCUGACUCUCCUCGCAAUGUUCGCGAGGUACGAAAGCCGAAGAGCAUGCCUUUCAUGAAGAAGUACCUAGAGCUCCAGCGUGCAAUGUUCUAUCACAAUAACGCCUUGACGUCGUCCCACCCGUACGCGUCGCAACCCAUCCAGUGGCCUUUCCUCCUCCGUGGUGUCAGCUUCUGGACCGAGUCAACCACGAAGUCGCAGAUCUACUUCAUGGGCAAUCCGAUCGGCUGGUGGUUCUCUUCCGCUCUUCUGGCUGUGUUCGCAGGGAUCAUCUUCGCCGAUCAAAUAUCUGUUCGUCGCGGCGUGGAUGCACUCGACACACGCUCGCGUUCCCGACUGUACAACAGCACAGGAUUCUUCUUCCUGUUGUGGGCAGCCCACUAUCUCCCCUUUUUCAUCAUGGGCCGUCAACUCUUCCUCCACCACUAUUUACCAGCUCACUUGGCGUCUUGUUUAGUCGCCGGCGCAAUUGUAGAGUUCAUCUUCAACAUUGAGCCCCAAGAGAUUCCAAAUAUUGGCUCUGGCAACCCCAUCGUGGACGGCAAAAAGGGCAAUAAAGCACAAGCAGCUCAGCGCAGCAAGCCGAUUCGUGAGCGCAUUGCUGGUCAGACAUUGAUCGGCACGUGGGCUGCCAGUGGCGUGAUCGUCGCGUCGCUCAUCUGGAGCUUCUGGUUCUUUAGCCCAUUGACGUAUGGAACGCCAGGGUUGGAGGUUUCACAGGUUCUUGCAAGGAAGUGGUUGAAUUAUGACUUUCACUUUGCCAAGUAAAAGGGGCAUGGUGUUGAAAGCGCCCAGGACGACAGCGUGGUCGAUUGGGUCUGACCAUCAAAGGUGGUUUUUGGUAGUUCAGCGGGCGUUGGGACUCGCAGAGACAGCAGGCUAGUUAGCAAGACAGGACGACUGACCAGUGUAACAUUACUUUUUUGCCGCUGCUCUGUGCUUCCACUGUCUACUUGGGUGAUGUGUAAUGGAAUAUGGACAGAUGACAGGACCUGGAAAAGACGCAGACCAAAAUGUGGCAAGAGAGCAGAUGCAUAUCUUGUCUGGGCUACCUCCCGAUCCAUUAAUCAUAUCUAGCUGCUUUUGAUGCGUUAGUCGUGUGUCAAUUUCUGCUUCUGGUCUCCAUAAUAUGCUCGCUGAUUGUCCCCGUGAGACUCGGUGCCGGACCGGAAUCUUUCCGUGAAACGUCUGUGUCGUUCACUUGCUGGCCUUCCACUGCAUCCAUAAAAGGACUGUACGGGGCAGCAAUAGCAUACUCCCUUCCCCUGUCACCGUGCCCGAACGCGCCCGGCCAACGUCGUUGCUGCUCGUGUAAAGCGUCCAGCGGCUCGCCAGCAAUGCCAUACUUGGCCCAAUUGACAUGUGGCAUCCGCACUACAGUCUGCGGACCAGGUAUCCUGGGGAAGUGCUUCUGGACUUCAUGCUCCGACUCCGCCUUGAUCUUUGGAGGUGCGAGCUGCGAAGGCUCCGAGUCUGGUGUCUCCGCUGGCAAAGAGUUCUCGCUUUGCGCAUCUCGCGUGGCGCCUAAGGUGACCUCGUCGUCCAGGUCAUCGUCCUCGAUAUUGUCCAGGAUCGCACGCAAAUCGCCCAAGCUAGGCCUCUGUUCACGCAGCCGGCCAGCGGCUAACUCGUCCUUGAACGUCUCUGGUUGGUCGAGGGCGCGCUGCUUGAUAGUGACUAGUGUAUGGAUAUCGUGCUGCGCCUUCUUCUUUUGGAACUGCAAUGUAGAUAUAGCUGCACGCAAGGCUAUCGCAUCGCCAGCGUCGUCGCUUGAGAACGGGAGACUCGGCGGCUGGGGUAUGUAGUUCGCCGGAGGUAUGCGAGACGCUGCUGGCGGCAGGAGUGAGGGAGCGUCUCUGGGCAUGUGAGGGUCAUGAUGUUCUUCAGGCGAUACGAGCGGCGGCGCAGUGCAGGCCGGGAGCACGGGCUGGACCUUGGGCGUGAUGGGACUGUAGGCAGGCGCCACAGGCGAUGACGACCCGGUGUGCGAGCUGCGCGAGUGGGAGUGGGAAUGGGAGUGGGCCUGUGAGUCUGGGUCGUCGCGGUAGUCGGGCGGCAAUGCGUGGUAUGUGUAGGCGGGGGCAAUGGUGGUGUUGCUCGUG
Sphaerulina musiva SO2202 is the source of this 3797-nucleotide messenger RNA. RefSeq names its product glycosyltransferase family 39 protein. Gene Ontology annotation, molecular function: dolichyl-phosphate-mannose-protein mannosyltransferase activity. Gene Ontology annotation, biological process: protein O-linked glycosylation via mannose. Gene Ontology annotation, cellular component: membrane; endoplasmic reticulum. The transcript is spliced from 3 exons. The coding region runs from base 115 to 2463 and encodes 782 amino acids. Lineage: Eukaryota; Fungi; Ascomycota; Dothideomycetes; Mycosphaerellales; Mycosphaerellaceae. The record is from RefSeq and is a predicted model, not a curated record.